AUGGAUAAAAGAAAACGCUCUAACUUCAAUCAAUCUAAAUAUUGGCUCGACGACUCGGAACAUUUCGAUGACAAGUCCAGCGACGAAGAUACUAAUGUAAAUCAUGAUUCUGAAGAUGCGGAAAUACCUUCUACUCUUCAAGGUACUUCUGAUGAAUCAGAUGAUGGUACGGUCGAAAAGGAUUCAGGUGAUGAAUCCGAUGAAAAUAGUGUUGAUACCGAAAGUAUGAGUGACGAGGAACCACCUAGACGUCGAGCAAAACGUAAACCACAAGUUAAACCAACACCGGUUAAAAUAUGUUCUUCAAAAUCUGGUCGACAAUGGACAUCGAAAGAACCUCACAAGAAAAAAGUUCCAAUUGCUAAUAUAUUGCGACAGCGAACUGGUGUUGGUCGACCAGCAGCAGAUAUACAAACUCUGAAAGAAGCAUUUCAACUUCUGAUCACUCAGGAAAUGGUUCUUCUUUUGGUCAAAGAAACCAACCGACGAGCACAUCUACUCUUGGAACGAUGGAGUGAAGAAAACCCUGAUGAAAAAAGUCAAUGGAGGGACACAGAUCUUGAAGAAAUGUGGGCUUUCAUUGGGCUAUUGCUCCUCGCAGGUGUUCAUCGAGCAAAAAAUGAAACUCUAGAUGAACUAUGGUCAAUGACCAAUGGACGACCAAUAUUUCGAGCAACCAUGAGCAAGAACCGUUUCAAAAGCUUGCUGCAAUUUUGCCGAUUUGACAAUACAACGACGAGAGAGGAAAGAUUGAAGGUGGAUAAACUAGCAGCAAUAAGAGAUUUAUGGACAAUGUUCUUAGCUCGCCUACAAAUAUGCUACAUGCCUGGUGGAUCACUCACCGUCGACGAACAGCUAAUACCAACUCGUGGUCGAUGCAAUUUUCGUCAAUAUAUACCUAGUAAACCAGGAAAAUAUGGGGUGAAGAUCUUCUGGUGUUGUGACUCAGAUACAGCAUAUCCUUUGAAUGCUGAAGUUUAUUUGGGACGUCAACCUGGAGCACCAACUGCAGCUAAAGAUAAAGAUCGAAUUCGUAACCUAGUAAAACAGUUGAUCCAUCCUUGGAUCAAUACAGGACGGACAAUUACCACGGAUAACUAUUUUACUAGCGCAGAGUUGUCGGAAGAUCUUCUAGGUGUUCAAACGACUUUGGUUGGAACUAUUCAACGAAAUAAGAAGGAAAUUCCACGAGAGCUGCAGCCUGAUACCCAUCGUCCUGAACAAUCAUCGAUAUUUUGUUUUGAUCGUCAGCUAACGUUAGUUAGCUAUGUACCUAAGAAAGCACAUGCUGUGAUUUUGUUAUCAUCUCUUCAUCAUGAUCAAACAAUUGUCGAUGAGAAAAAGAAAAAACCAGAAAUUAUUUUAUAUUACAACAAUACAAAAGGUGGGGUCGAUCGAAUGGAUCAGAUGGUUCAGACAUAUUCAUGUAAACGAAAAACAAAACGAUGGCCAAUGACUUUCUUCUUCAACAUAAUUGAUGUUGGUGCUCUUGCUGCUUGCAUCGUUUGGUUAACUAAAAAUCCUCAAUGGAAUGAGAAGAAAUGCUAUCGUCGACGUAUAUUUCUAAUGGAAUUAGGUUAUGAUCUCAUUCAAUCUCAUUUGGAACGACGACAACAUCAGCCACAAGCCCUUCAAAAACGCGUUCGAAUAGCUAUGCAAGCAAUUGGACUAACUGUUGCUACUUCACAACCGAAUACAGUUUCAACAGACACUGCAAAGCAGCGUUGUCAUCUUUGUCCGCGAGAGCGCGAUCGGAAAGUUGUUACUCAUUGUUCAAGUUGUAAUAUUCCCUGUUGUCCUGAUCAUCAUAAAGUUAUUUGCACUGUGUGUAGCGAAACAUUUUUAAGAUAA
Molecule: messenger RNA, 1851 nt
Organism: Rotaria sordida
Lineage: Eukaryota; Metazoa; Rotifera; Eurotatoria; Philodinida; Philodinidae
Source: the annotation of a GenBank genome assembly